CUCUGCUGCAGUUUAGUCACGAGUCUGGGAACUCCUCUGAGCAGUACUGCUUCAAUUAAGAGAGAGAGAGAGGAAGGAGAGAGAGAGAGGCUGAGUGAGCGAGACAGAGAAAGAGUAAAGUGAGAGAGAGAGAGAGAGAGAGUGAGUAAGUAAGUAAGUAAGUAAGUAAGUAAGUAAAGUAAGGACCGUUUAGUUAGAGUGCUUACAAGGCAUUAUACGUACUGAGGCGAAAGAACUUUACCUUUACCACGAGGACGCCGUUUACCACAGCGCCUUUGUUCAAAGCGACCGGCAGGCUUCAUUGAAUAAGAGGACUUCUAGAGCCAAUAUCAUGGGUUCCAAACGACACCGCUCAAAGACUGAGGCAACUUUACUCCACACGGUUUACUCACUGCCUGGGCGAAUUACACUUUCAUUCGCUCUUCUUUUACCUUUGUGUGUUGCAUUCAACUUAGACGUCGAUAACCCAUCGAUAUACAGCGGACCUGAAAGCAGCUAUUUUGGUUACUCUGUGGACUUUUAUAUGACCAGCACUCCUGGCAGUGAAAGUAUCAUUGUUGGAGCACCCAAGGCUAACACCAGCCAGCCCUACAUCAGAGAGGGAGGCUCUGUCUUCUAUUGCCCAUGGAGCCAUGGUCAGGCACAGUGCAACAAUGUGGAGUUUGACAGACAAGGAGAUCUUAAUGUGACUCUCAAUGACACUGAAACCCAAGCUGAAUUCAAGUCCCACCAGUGGUUUGGAGCGACUGUGCGUGCCCAUAAUGACUCUGUUUUGGCUUGUGCACCUCUCUACUCCUGGAGAACCAAGCAGGACACGCCUGAAUCAGACGUCACUGGCUCCUGCUAUCUGUCUGUUAAUAACUUCACCAAGUUUGUCGAGUAUGCCCCUUGCCGCACAGAAUUCCAUGGAGCAAAGGGCCAAGGUUAUUGUCAAGGUGGAUUCAGUGCUGAUUUCACUAAGGAUGGGAAGGUAGUACUUGGAGGACCUGGCAGCUAUUUUUGGCAAGGACAAGUUAUCUCUGCAGUGAAGGAAGAAAUCAUCAAGGCCUACUACCCAGGCUUCUUCCUCACAUCAGUGAUGGGCCAGAUUCAGACCAAGCAGAAGAAAGAAAUCAAGUUUGACGACACUUAUAUGGGUUAUUCUGUGGCAGUAGGAGAGUUCAGUGGAGAUAAAGAAGAAGACUUUGUGACAGGAGUUCCCAGAGGAGUGCGUCUGCAUGGCCAGGUAUCUAUUCUUGAUGGCUCCUUGGAGACCUUGAAAAACUUCACUGGUGAGCAGAUGGGCUCCUACUUUGGCUAUGCAGUGGCUGCCACAGACAUCAACAACGAUGGCCUGAUGGACUUGUUGGUGGGUGCUCCCAUGUUUAUGGUGCGAGAUUCAGAUGGGAGGUUGGAGGAGCUGGGGCGGGUCUACGUGUACCUACAGACUGGCCCUCUGGAGCUUGUACCACAGCUACCUCACCUCACUGGCACACAGACAUUUGGCCGGUUUGGCAGCUCCAUUGCUCCUCUUGGAGAUCUUAACCAGGAUGGCUUCAAUGACGUGGCCAUUGGCAGUCCAUUUGGUGGAAAGGAUCAACAGGGCCUGGUCUUCAUCUACAAUGGCUAUACUAAAGGACUCCGGGAAAAGCCCUCCCAGGUGCUUGCUGGCCAGUGGGCAUCAAAUGCCCAUCCUGCCCCACCUGCCAGUUUUGGCUUCACCCUGCGAGGAGGCAAAGACCUGGAUCAAAAUGGCUACCCAGACCUUAUUGUGGGAGCAUUUGGAGUUGACAAGGCAGUUCUGUACAGAUCUCGUCCCAUUGUGAAUGCCAGUGCUACUCUAAGCGUAUAUCCAACCAUGAUCAACCCUGAAGAGAAGAUGUGCACCAUUAGCAGUGGGAACCAGACAAUGCACGUCUCCUGUGUCAACUUGAGCUUCUGCCUUUCAGCCAAUGGCAAGCACCUUCCACAAAAUCUAGUGUUUAAUGUGGAGGUGCAGCUGGACCAACUGAAGCAGAAGCAGAAGGGAGCAGUUCGCAGGGCUCUGUUUUUGGACACUCAGCAGGCCAGUCUGCAAAGGAAUCUUACAGUAGCCAACGAUGCUAGAUUGUGUCACGAGACCAAAAUCUACCUGAGGGAUGAAAAGGAGUUUCGGGAUAAGCUCUCCUCCAUCUAUAUCGCUCUUAACUUUAGUCUGCAUCCACAAGCUGCCGCAGACAAGCAUGGCUUGCGCCCCAUCCUCAACUACCAGACGACUGAGCUCAUCGAGCAGAAGGCCCAGAUUUUACUGGACUGUGGAGAGGACAACAUCUGUGUCCCUGACCUGAAACUUUCUGUGUAUGGGGACAGGAAGGAAGUGUUCAUGGGUGAUGACAACUCGCUGACCCUGACCUUUAACGCCCGGAACGAUGGAGGAGGGGCUUAUGAAGCCGAACUGUAUGUGGUGCUUCCUCCAGAGGCAGACUACAGUGGAAUUGCCCGCAAUAAUGAGAGUCUGACUCAGCUGACCUGCAGUUAUGAGACAGAGAACCAAACACGUUAUCUCAGCUGUGAUCUGGGAAAUCCCAUGAAGUCUGGCACCAAUCUGUGGGCAGGCCUGCGGUUCACAGUGCCACGACUGAAGGACACUCGCAAGGUGGUGCAGUUUGACAUGCAAAUCCGCAGUAAAAAUGAGAAUAAUUCCCAGAGUGAGGUUGUCCCCUACAAGUUGGAGGUGGUGGUGAAGGCUGAUGUUAUUUUACAGGGUGUGUCCCGACCAGAUAAGGUCUUCUUCCCGCUUCCGAACUGGAGAGUGACCAAGAAUGUGGCUGUGGAGCAGGAAGUAGGGCCUCCAGUGCAGCACAUCUAUGAGUUGGUGAAUAAUGGUCCUAGCCGUAUCAGUCACACAGUCCUCCAGUUGAAGUGUCCUAUGGGGCCUAAGUUCAUGUACCCGCUGGAAGUCACCACGCAGGGGCCUGUAAACUGCACCACACACAAUGUUGUCAACCCUUUGAACCUAAAGCUUCAGCAAUCAUCCACGGAGCAGCCACCUUUGUUGAACCAGGAGCAUCACAUUGAAAAGCGGGAAACACACAAGGGAGAGCUUGCGGAACUGACAAACCUGUCCUGCUCCAGUGUAGAGUGCUGGACCCUGCAGUGCAACGUGGGUCUGCUGGAUAAAGGGACCAGUGCAAUUCUGCAAGUGCGCUCACGUCUUUGGGCCGAAACAUUCAUUGCGAAGUCAUAUAAGAAAUUUGUUCUUGAGUGCUUGGCUAGUUUCAAGGUGGAAAAGAUGCCUUAUGCCAUUUUACCCAAGGAGAAUCCCAGUGGAGCUAAAAAGGUGGUCACCCACGUGGGGUGGAAUAAACCAGACAGUCAGUAUGAUGUGCCACUGUGGAUCAUCAUUCUGGCUAUACUGGUUGGACUUCUGCUGCUAGCUCUGCUUAUCUAUGUUCUGUACAAACUUGGUUUCUUCAAGAGAACACCGUAUGGCACUGCCAUGGAGAAGGCCCAGCUGAAACCCCAGGCUGCAUCUGAGGCUUAAAUGGGCCUGGGACUAUUCAGUGAGGGAAAACCAAAGAAUACAUGAGAAGCCAUUUAAACAGAAAGAUGAAUUGCUUUGUAAAGAGGACCAGACUGCAGUAGAAGAGUAAGGAGGAAAGACCACUGGAUCUCCAUUGCACUGCACUGGAUGGAAAGACCCUAAGGACUCAAAGCCAAAUGAAUGUCUUUUGAAUUGUUCUUUUUGUUUCAUUUUUUGUUUUUGCUGUGGGUUUGGAUUUUGUUCACCAGUAAGUAGCCUGACACUCAGCUGCAAUAUUUAAGAAGAUUUUGGGAAGGUUUAACCGAAGUGAAGAACCAGGGCCUGGUUCUGUGGAAGAGGAGAGUUCAGACAGAACAGAAGGACAGAAGUUCUCCUAGAUGUUCUGCUCAAGGAAGAAUCUUCUUUUUCUACCUGCACUCAUAUAUGCAAUGUUCACAGUUUGUAGUUAACAUGUUUUUGGUGCUACCAGCGAGUGUCCAAGAUUUGUUCACUCCCUUUAAAUUUCAACCGUGGGUAGAAGACCCUCUGUUGAGCAUUUAAAGAGUUUUAGUGCAGUAUUUUACACACAACCAAAGACUUUUACAUUGUUGUUUAGUUUAUGCAUAUUUACCUGAUGAGGUAAGGCAAGCACAGACACAAAACCUCAUCAUCUUUACUUUUAUUUUCUGCUGUGUCCUGUAUUUUGUUCUGUUUGCCUUGAUGAUUAUAUGUCUAUCCUCAUAAAAGAAAGGGUUUCAGAGGAACAAGGAGGUUCCUUUUUUUCCCUCACCUCUGUUUCUCCAAAAAGUACCAAGUUGGUGUCUGUCUCAGGUGAUAAGGUGGAACAGCAGCGCUCAGAUCAGGUGUGUUGCGCUCACGGGAACUCAGAAACCCAAUCAGGGAAAAAAAUAAAAUAAAUGUUCUCCGAGCACGACCGUCCAAUCCCUGCUAACCGUCAGAGUUCAUCUGGGACAUGACUGGAUCCAUGCCAAGCCUGUGAAACCUUUAAGAAUUGCCUUGAAGCAGAGCUGUGCUUUGCCGAUAUAUACAGAACACGCUCCUGCCCCCCUCCCCAUUGGUGUGCUGCUGCUGGGGCUGGACCAGCCAGCAGAGAGUGACAGCCAUGGGUGACCGUCUACAUGGAAUCCUUCCUGUCUGUGCUGGGUGUACAAAGUGCAGGAAAGCCACUGUACACAGUAGAAUUGGGGCUGUCUCAAAGUGUAAUAGUCAGCACACCGGUCAGAUGAGUGGUUUACAGCGAACCAUGGACAAUUCCAGUCCAAGGCAGCAGUCUCACCAAGGGACUGAAUGUUAAACACACCAUUAUAGUUGUGCGUAUGCAGUCUUAAAAAUAAAGGUUCCUAAACGGUUCUCAGCUGGGACCUAUGGUUCUGGGAAUUUAAUGAAACUGAAAUUAUGUCUUCAAAUUCUUUAGACUUUGAAAAGGUUCAUCACACUUGUCAUUUGCAAAAAUAGGUUGUCACCACUAGAUGGUUCUUCAAGCAACCAAAAGAGCUUCAUGCCCUAAGGAACCCAUUUCAGAGCCUUUAUUUUUGAGUGUAGUUGUGUGAAUGAAUGUGUAAAUGUAUGUGUUUGUUAAAGAGAAUGAGAGUUAUGCCCAGUUGCUCAAUUUUCUUUUUGUACUUCCUAUGAUGAGCACUGUAGCACAAACAUGCAGGUCUAGCAAAGCAUGCUAAUGCUCCUGUACAUCAUAACAGAGCUUGGUGCCAGAGACAGAGAGGCUGCAGUCAAUUUCAUUGAUACACUUCUCUGUCACUUCAGAAGGAAAGCUACUGGGCAUAGGGAAAGAAAUCUGUAUGUAAAGUGCAAUACUGUUGUUAUUUCUCCUUUUCGACUUAUUGUAUUUUUUGCCUUUUGUCACUGUGUAUAUUCAUAUUUUACUCUUAGUAAUGUUUUCAUGCAAACAGCAACCUGUUGAACUGGGUUGAGUAUUGCCCAUCAGAAAGUGAUUAAGAGGAGAUUUUAUGACAGCUGUCAUUUGUAAAAAAAAAACAAAACAAAACCAAAAACAAAUAUUAUAACAUUAAGCCCCACACUUUAUGGUUCCAAAAUUGGUUUGAAGCAUCACAGCUUUGUCGUCACAGAUUACUAUGGGCACUACACAAUCAUUCCUUAACAGUUACAGUGUUGGAGGAGAGAGGAGAUAUAAAACUGUUAAAGAGUUAAGAUGCUAUGAUCUUUGUGAUUGUUGUGCUUGUCAGAAAUGUCAUAGCUUGACUGACUAUCUUUAGUGAAUUUAUUUAAUAAGUUGUUUGAGAGCCUUGCCAUGAUUUGAUUUGAAACUCUUUUUAGACCUCUUGUAUAUUUGAGUCGAUUUAUUUCUCAUUUCAAACAUGUAUUUAUACCUCCAGAUUUUUUUCUUUGAUUUUCACAUUUUAGCAGGAGGAAGCACUGGUCAUAUCUACAUUUGUUUUUGUUUUUUCCUCCCACCCCAUUGUCCCACAUCCUUUUUCUCUUUUGCUUUUCUUUCUUUAAGUUGUAAAUAUAAUUUGGCAAGGAGAAAUUUUUCAUUUUCAGCUGAAACUCUUACCUAACAAUAAAUAAGAUCGCCCCAUAUUGGGGAGAAUUGGAGUAAUUAUUUGUAUGAUAUUUUACAGUUUGCAUUUCAAAUAAAUCUUCCAAUUUUUUACAGGUGUUAGUGUUACUUGUGGUAGAAGUGGUGGAGUCGGGCAGAGAAUUUGAAUAAAUAUUUCCUUAAUCAGUAAUCAAAUAGAUUAGAUGUUGUAAUCAGUAACCAAAUUGGUAGUAUUGGCUAACAGAGAAUAUUAAUUCUCUCACAAAGGGUAGGCCUUUGUCUGCAUAGGAGAUUCUAGACACUGGAAAGCCCCUGGGUUCACAGAGAGGCCUGUGUGUACCUACUGACCCAUUGAAUAAAGGGGCAAGUUGACCUUGAAAGGUAAAGCAGACUGGUAAAAACCUGUUGAAACCAGUUUUUAGGAGUGAGGAGCUCAUGUGAUGGUCAAAUUGAUGGACGAAGAGAUGCUAUUAUAGAAUGAGCUAAUAUCAAAAUUUGAAAAGGUGGGGGAAUAUCAAAUUACCCCAGAUAAAUGGUAUAUAAACUGUUUGGAACACUGUAUGUGCACAGUUGGGUCUCUUGAGACCCUGUGCUACCUGAUGCUGCAAUAAAGAAGAAGCUUUU
This is a messenger RNA of Colossoma macropomum (tambaqui), 6641 nucleotides long. It is a transcript of the gene itga5, whose product is annotated as integrin, alpha 5 (fibronectin receptor, alpha polypeptide). Lineage: Eukaryota; Metazoa; Chordata; Actinopteri; Characiformes; Serrasalmidae. The record is from RefSeq and is a predicted model, not a curated record. Gene Ontology annotation, biological process: cell-matrix adhesion; integrin-mediated signaling pathway; cell adhesion mediated by integrin. Gene Ontology annotation, molecular function: integrin binding. The transcript is spliced from 30 exons. Gene Ontology annotation, cellular component: external side of plasma membrane; integrin complex. The coding region runs from base 332 to 3502 and encodes 1056 amino acids.